Molecule: messenger RNA, 3795 nt
Organism: Orycteropus afer afer
Lineage: Eukaryota; Metazoa; Chordata; Mammalia; Tubulidentata; Orycteropodidae
Source: RefSeq, a predicted model, not a curated record
UGGGGCGUGCUUAAGGAUGUACGCAUGCGUAGUGCAAUUUACGCAGGCGCAGUAGGGUCCCCCGGGCGGCGGUGGUGGUGGCUCUUCGGGGUGCUGGGCUUACUCCCAUCUAGGCCGGCCCCAGCCCAUCUCACCCCCAGGGAUUCACUUCGUUGGGGGCUGCGGAUUUUUCGUUGUACCCAACAAAAGGAAAGAUUGGGGACCUGGGGGUAGCCGGAAGUACCGCCUUGCAAUCCCCAAAUACGAUCGGGGAAACGGAAGUGGCCGACGGUGGCAGGUUGGGGGAGACCGGAAGUGACGAGAGCUGUCGGCCAUGGAGCCCAAUGAUAGUACCAGUACCACUAUGGAGGAGCCUGACAGCCUGGAGGUGCUGGUGAAGACCCUGGACUCUCAGACUCGGACCUUUAUUGUGGGGGCCCAGAUGAAUGUAAAAGAGUUUAAGGAACACAUUGCUGCCUCUGUUAGCAUCCCCUCUGAGAAACAAAGGCUCAUCUACCAGGGGCGUGUUCUGCAGGAUGAUAAGAAGCUCCAGGAAUACAAUGUUGGAGGAAAGGUUAUCCAUCUAGUGGAACGGGCUCCUCCUCAGACUCAGCUUCCUUCUUCUGGAGCAUCUUCUGGGACAGGGUCUCCCUCAACUACCCAUGGUGGAGGACCCCCGCCUGGUACUCGGGGACCUGGGGCCUCUGUUCAUGACCGGAAUGCCAACAGCUAUGUCAUGGUUGGAACGUUCAACCUUCCCAGUGACGGCUCUGCUGUGGAUGUUCACAUCAACAUGGAACAGGCCCCAAUUCAGAGUGAGCCCCGUGUUCGGCUGGUGAUGGCUCAGCACAUGAUCAGGGAUAUACAGACCUUGUUGUCCCGGAUGGAGUGUCAAGGGGGGCCCCAGGCCCAGCACAGUCAGCCGCCUCCACAGAUGCCCACUGCCGCCCCAGAGCCAGUAGCUUUGAGCUCUCAGUCAGAACCUGUCGAAAGUGAAGCCCCUCCUCGGGAGCCUAUGGAGGCAGAAGAAGUAGAGGAGCACGCCCCAGCUCAGAGCCCAGAGCUCACCCCUUCUGGUCCAGCCCCUGCAGGCCCGACACCUGUCCCAGAGACAAAUGCGCCCAACCAUCCUUCCCCCACGGAGUAUGUCGAGGUGCUCCAGGAGUUGCAGCGGCUAGAGAGCCGCCUCCAGCCCUUCCUCCAGCGCUAUUAUGAAGUUCUGGGUGCUGCCGCCACCACGGACUAUAACAACAAUCACGAGGGCCGUGAGGAGGACCAGCGGUUGAUCAAUUUGGUGGGGGAAAGUCUGCGGUUGCUGGGCAACACCUUUGUGGCACUGUCUGACCUGCGCUGCAACCUGGCCUGUGCACCCCCACGGCACCUGCAUGUGGUCCGGCCCAUGUCUCACUACACCACCCCCAUGGUGCUCCAGCAGGCAGCUAUUCCCAUCCAGAUCAAUGUGGGGACGACUGUGACCAUGACAGGGAAUGGGACUCGGCCCCCCCAGGCUGCAAACGCGGAGGCACCUCCCUCUGGUCCUGGGCAGGCCUCGUCCCUGGCUCCCUCGUCUACCACUGUUGAGUCCUCAACUGAGGGGGUACCCCCCCAGGGCCCAGCUCCCCCGCCAGCUGCCAGCCACCCAAGGGUCAUUCGCAUUUCCCACCAGAGUGUGGAACCCGUGGUCAUGAUGCACAUGAACAUUCAAGAUUCUGGCACACAAACUGGUGGAGUUCCAAAUGCUCCCACUGGCCCCCUUGGACCCCCUGGUCAUGGCCAAACUCUGGGACAGCAGGUGCCAGGCUUCCCAACAGCUCCGACCCGGGUGGUGAUUGCUCGGCCCACACCUCCACAGGCUCGCCCUUCUCAUCCUGGGGGUCCUCCGGUCUCUGGGGCGCUGCAGGGCACUGGGCUGGGUACCAAUGCCUCUUUGGCCCAGAUGGUGAGCGGCCUCGUGGGGCAGCUUCUUAUGCAGCCGGUCCUUGUGGCUCAAGGGACCCCAGGAAUGGCUCCACCUCCAGCCCCUGCCACAGCUUCAGCCAGUGCCGGCACCACCAACACAGCUACCACUGCUGGUCCUGCCCCUGGGGGUCCUGCCCAGCCUCCACCCCCUCAACCCUCCGCAGCCGAUCUUCAGAUCUCUCAGCUCCUGGGGAACCUCCUGGGACCAGCAGGGCCAGGGGCUGGAGGGCCUGGCAUGGCUUCCCCUACCAUCACCGUGGCAAUGCCUGGUGUCCCUGCCUUUCUUCAGGGCAUGACUGACUUCCUGCAGGCAACACAGACGGCCCCUCCACCUCCUCCACCUCCUCCACCGCCACCCCCUGCCCCAGAGCAGCAGGCCACACCCCCAGCAGGCUCCCCUUCUGGAGGUGCAGGGAGUCCUGGGGGCCUGGGUCCUGAGAGUCUGCCACCGGAGUUUUUCACCUCAGUGGUGCAGGGUGUGCUGAGCUCCCUGCUAGGCUCCUUGGGAGCCCGGGCUGGCAGCAGUGAAAGUAUUGCUGCCUUCAUACAACGCCUCAGUGGAUCCAGCAACAUCUUUGAGCCUGGGGCUGAUGGGGCCCUUGGAUUUUUCGGGGCUCUGCUCUCUCUCUUGUGCCAGAACUUCUCCAUGGUGGAUGUGGUAAUGCUUCUCCACGGGCAUUUCCAGCCGCUACAGCGACUCCAGCCUCAGCUGCGAUCCUUCUUCCACCAGCACUAUCUGGGUGGCCAGGAACCCACAUCUGGUAACAUCCGGACGGCAACCCACACAUUGAUCACUGGGCUAGAGGAAUAUGUGCGGGAGAGUUUUUCUUUGGUGCAGGUUCAGCCAGGUGUGGAUAUUAUCCGGACAAACCUGGAAUUUCUCCAGGAGCAGUUUAAUAGCAUUGCUGCCCACGUACUGCACUGCACAGACAGUGGAUUUGGGGCCCGGUUGCUAGAGUUGUGUAACCAGGGCCUGUUUGAAUGCCUGGCGCUGAACCUGCACUGCUUAGGGGGACAGCAGAUGGAACUUGCCUCCGUCAUCAAUGGCCGAAUCCGCCGCAUGUCUCGUGGGGUGAAUCCAUCCUUGGUGAGCUGGCUGACCACUAUGAUGGGACUGCGGCUUCAGGUGGUACUAGAGCAUAUGCCUGUAGGCCCUGAUGCCAUCCUUAGAUAUGUUCGCAGGGUUGGUGACCCCCCCCAGGUUCUUCCUGAGGAGCCAAUGGAAGUUCAGGGAGCAGAGAGAACUUCUCCUGAGCCCCAGCGGGAGAAUGCUUCCCCAGCCCCAGGAACAACAGCCGAAGAGGUCAUGUCCCGAGGCCCACCCCCUGCCCCUGAAGGGGGCUCCCGAGAUGAGCAGGAUGGAGCAGCAGCUGAGACAGAACCUUGGGCAGCUGCAGUCCCACCAGAAUGGGUCCCCAUUAUCCAGCAGGACAUUCAGAGCCAACGGAAGGUGAAACCCCAACCCCCCCUGAGUGAUGCCUACCUCAGCGGUAUGCCUGCCAAAAGACGCAAGACGAUGCAGGGUGAGGGCCCCCAGCUGCUUCUGUCAGAGGCCGUGAGCCGGGCAGCUAAGGCAGCCGGAGCUCGGCCCCUGACGAGCCCAGAGAGCCUGAGCCGGGACCUGGAGGCACCAGAGGUUCAGGAGAGCUACAGGCAGCAGCUCCGGUCUGACAUACAAAAGCGACUGCAGGAAGACCCCAACUACAGCCCCCAGCGUUUCCCCAAUGCCCACCGGGCCUUUGCUGAUGAUCCUUAGUUCUUUGCUCUAUGGUCCUGCCUCAUCAGGGGACCGUUUCCCCCCACUUCCUUCACAGUAUUUAAGAAAUAAAGGUCGGAUUUUCUGGCUCUUCAGUCUCU